Messenger RNA from Episyrphus balteatus (marmalade hoverfly), 1765 nucleotides. RefSeq names its product myoneurin-like. Gene Ontology annotation, cellular component: nucleus. The coding region runs from base 260 to 1729 and encodes 489 amino acids. Gene Ontology annotation, biological process: regulation of transcription by RNA polymerase II. NCBI's taxonomy places the organism in Eukaryota, Metazoa, Arthropoda, Insecta, Diptera, Syrphidae. The record is from RefSeq and is a predicted model, not a curated record. Gene Ontology annotation, molecular function: RNA polymerase II cis-regulatory region sequence-specific DNA binding; zinc ion binding; DNA-binding transcription factor activity, RNA polymerase II-specific. The transcript is spliced from 4 exons.
UGAAUGUCGUGAACCUAUCGUUGUGUUCGUGUCCGAUGUGUAGUGAAUGUCGUGAAUCUAUAAAUGUGUGCGUGUUAAGGUCAUUUACCAACGUGGUGGCUUUCACAUAUAUUCACAGAUAGCACUGUACACAAAAGGGUUUUGGGGGGAAAGACGUACGAAAGUUUCCAGUCUUGGUAUUUUUUGUUUAUGCUUCGGGCUCUCUUCAAUUCUUCAUGGUAUAGUUCGUCGAUGGGUAUUAUAAAUAAUUAUAAUAACAAUGAAUAAUAUUUCACAAAACCUUGAUGAUGAAGGUGGGUAUUGUAAAUCAAUCACAGAUCUAACUUGUCGUGUAUGUUUAAAUGUCGAAGAACUAAUGAUCAAUAUUUACGAUGAAAUCGAAGAUCUUCAGUCAAAUUUGGUUGAGCUCAUACACACUUGCGGUGGUUUGGUCGUGGACCGUUCCGACUAUUUCCCAAAAUUCCUUUGUAAUAUAUGUGCAGGAGAACUUCUGAUAGCUGCUAAAUUCCGUGAAAAGUGCGCAAAGUCAAAUGAACUCCUUAUUAAGACUCUAAACCCAAGCGCCAAAUCAGAAGGAGAAUGCACGUAUAUAGAAAACAACUCGCAACGGUUUAUUAUAAUCGACGAUGAAAAUUAUGAUACCAACCAAAUUGGAACUCUGUCCUAUCCCUAUGGUAGUCUGUCCGACGAUAUACUAAACGAAAUCAUUAUCGAAGAUGUUGAAUCCAAAGAAGAAAGUGAAUACAAGAUGGAAGGAAACCAGGGUACGGGGACUUUAAUCCGCAAUAUAACUGAUUUAAAUCCUCUAGUUGAAGAAAACGUUGAGGAGGAAUUAAACCAUGAUAUUUUUGGAAGCUGUUGCGAUACCCCACAGGAAAACAUAGCGAAUCAAGCUGAUAUCGUUGACAUCUCUGGUAUCGAUGAAACUGUCACGUUGGUCGAAUUAGUUCCAAAAAAGUCUCAAAAGAUGAAAAAAGCUAAUAGAAUCAAGGAAAUCGCACCUCUUAUUUUUGAUUGUGAAGAAUGUGGAGCAGUAUUUAGUAAUCAUGAGAACUUAAAUCGUCAUUACCAACGCAAUCAUCCAGAAGUCAAAGAAAAAUUAAAAAAAUGUUCGACUUGUUUGCAUUCAUUUUUUAGGCAAGAUUCUCUCGAAAACCAUCUUCGAACCUUACACGGUGAUAGCACAAUAAAUCCAAAUACUCGAUUAAAUGUAAAAGACAAAGGUCGUCAAGAGACUUGUACUAUAUGUAGCAGAACUUGCGUAUCAGAGUCUAGUCUUAAGAUUCAUAUGCGCAGUCAUACAGGCCAUCGUCCUUUUGAAUGUCCAGAAUGUCAAAAAACUUUCAAGACUAGAGUUGCCGUAAAACUUCAUUUGAAAAGGCAUUCAGGUCACUUUGACUGGGAGUGCGAGGUAUGUGGAAAGGGUUUUGUUGAAUCGAGUAAUCUAAAGGUACACAUGCGGACACAUACUGGCGAAAAACCACAUUUAUGUAAACGUUGUGGAAAAAAGUUCUCACGCGUGUUUUUACUUCAACUGCAUUUGCGAACUCAUACCGGCGAAAAACCUUACAAAUGUUCCGUGUGUGCAAAAGCUUAUAGUCAAAAAUGUGAUUUGGAUAUUCAUUUUAGAAGUCAUACGGGAGUUCGACCGUAUGUAUGUCAGAUAUGCUUUAAGACCUACAAUCGAAGCUAUGCUUUGCAGAAGCACAAACAACAACAUAUUGAAUAGAAAUAUAAAGCUUCUAGUUUAUAAAAUUGUAUGAAA